Molecule: messenger RNA, 1446 nt
Organism: Exophiala bonariae
Lineage: Eukaryota; Fungi; Ascomycota; Eurotiomycetes; Chaetothyriales; Herpotrichiellaceae
Exons: 2
Coding region: 1-1446 (481 amino acids)
Biological process (GO): transmembrane transport; carbohydrate transport
Cellular component (GO): membrane
Molecular function (GO): carbohydrate:proton symporter activity
Source: RefSeq, a predicted model, not a curated record
AUGGCCAACGAAGACGUCAAAGUCGACUCACCGAGCAUGCAUCUAGAGGAGAUCGAUCAUAAGAAGGAUGGCAUGAACCUACCUGCGGUAGCUAGCGAGCGAAUCAAAACCACCCUCUUCCAGGUCGUCUUCUCGAUGUUCGUUGGUAUCUCAGGGUGGAUGUACAACUUUGAUCUAGGCUUCAGUGGCGUUGUUCUCCUCAUGCAGCCAUACAACCGGGCCUAUGGUCACUGCGUUCCAAUGCCCGACGGCAAGGGAGGCACUAUUGAGCGAUGUGCCCUCAGCGCAACUCAACAGUCACUCAUAUCACUGUCCAUUAUAUUCAUUGGUGUUGGGUCUGCAAUCGGCGGGCACGUUGGUCACUAUCUUGGCCGCCGCGGUACUAUCCAAGUCGGCAGUCUGAUCAUCGCCGUUGGCUCCAGCACUAUGCUCGCAACAGCAGGCAAUUUCACCGCAUAUAUGGCAUGCAAGUGUAUUCAGAGCGUUGGGCUUGGUCAUCUCUUGGCUGCCGUACCCCCGUACGGUGUGGAGUGUGUGGCGCCAGGCAAGCGAGGAAUGCUCAUGGCCACGUUCAAUGUUGGCCUUGGCUUAGGGAACAUGGCCGCCGUCGCCGUCUGUUUAGCGUCCUCCAAGUACACCACAAAUUUAUCCUGGCAGACCCCGAUCAUCUGUCAAGUUCCUGUGGCGGUGGUCCUUGGACUCGGCGUCCGAUUUUUUCCAGAGUCACCUCGAUGGCUGCUUGCCAAUGGCAAGGAAGAUGCGGCUAGACGAUCGUUCGCCAGGUUCUACUCAAAAGACCCCUUAUCGCCAGUGGUUACAGCACAACUACAGGAAACUAUGCACUAUCUAGAAGUGGAAAGGACCUUGAAUGCAAAGACCACCUGGCUCGACAUCUUCCGAGGCACGGAUCUUAGGCGCACCCUGACUAGUACCUUGGUUGGUACUGGUGUUGCCCUAACCGGUUCCAAAUUUCUUUCGACCUAUGCCGCGAUAUUUCUGGCCGGUGUAGGUAUUCGCAACCCGUACCAUAUCACGUUGAGUUUUGCUGGCUGUGCCUGUUUUGGAGGCUUAAUCAGCCCUUUCACAUUGGAAUAUCUUGGAAGACGACGCAACCUCCUCGUCGGAUAUGCCUGCAUGGGCUCAUGCAUGUUCAUCGUGGCAAUCGCAGGUUCUGUACUGGGACAGACCAGCACCAAGACUCAACUUCUCUGCACUGCUUUCAUUUGCUUCUGGGGUGUCAGCUACGGCGGCUUUGUUGGCACCUCGCUCACAGUUACCACGUCCGAAAUGCAUGCAGUUAAGCUUCGAGGUUACGGGCAGGCGUUUGUAAUCACGGUCUACGAACUCUUGAGUUUUGGCUCUAGCUUUGCCACUCCUUACAUGAUAAGUGCUAGCUAUGGAAACAUGAGGAUGAAUGUGGGAUAUUUUUUUGGCGGUGAGACCUGA